AUGGCUACGGCGGGCAGGGUGCUGGUGUACGGGGGCAGAGGGGCGCUGGGGUCCCAGUGCGUGCGGUACUUCAAGUCCAGGAACUGGUGGGUGGCCAGCAUCGACCUGGCGGAGAACGAGGACGCCAGUGCCAACGUGGUGGUGGGGGCGACCGACUCCUUCCCCGAGCAGGCCGAGCAGGUGACAACAGAGGUUGGAAAACUUCUUGGUGAAGAAAAGGUGGAUGCAAUCUUGUGUGUAGCAGGAGGAUGGGCUGGAGGCAGCGCCAAAGCUAAAUCUUUAUACAAAAACUGUGAUCUGAUGUGGAAGCAGAGCGUUUGGACAUCCACUAUUUCCAGCCACCUAGCCACAAAACAUCUGAAAGAAGGCGGCCUCUUGACUUUGACAGGAGCUCAAGCUGCUUUAUGUGGAACCCCAGGGAUGAUUGGUUAUGGCAUGGCCAAAGGAGCAGUGCAUCAGCUUUGUCAGAGUUUAGCUGGUGCCAGUAGUGGCUUGCCGUCUGGUUCUGCUGCUGUUGCUGUUUUACCGGUUACCUUAGAUACACCAGCAAAUAGGAAGUCAAUGCCUGAUGCAGAUUUCAGCUCCUGGACACCCUUAGAAUUCAUUGCUGAAACCUUUUUUGACUGGGUAACAGGAAUGAAUCGACCAAACUCAGGGAGUCUAAUCCAGGUGAUAACUACAGGAGGGAAGACUGAACUAGUUGCAGCACACCUUUGAUGUCGGUCACUUAAGAUGGUGAAACUUCAGCAAAGGAGCAGCUAUGGAAAAUCUGUCUGCCAGUAUAAUUUGGAUGGUCUUCUCUAUCCAGUGAUUGUAGUUAUGCCAUUAAUGGAACCAGAUUUCAAGUAAUAUUUCUGUUCUGUCAGUUGUGAGCUACCAGCAUUUGCGGGCUUUAAAGUCUGUAGAUGUCCUAAUUCUGAGCAUUAUAUGUCGACUUACCUGUUUUCUCUGAAGUGGGAGUUGUGCUCAAUUAUGUUAUACAAUCACAUACAUAAUGGUUGGAUUUUUUUCUCAGUAAGUGUUUCUGGCAACUUACUGUGAGUCUUUCAGUAGUCUGUCUGUCUUUUUCUGUCUGAGAAUGUAACCCUGCCCUGCAUAUUAUGUUGGCUGUAAUUAUAGGAAACGUUCCAGUCAUAUAUAAUGUCCUAGUCUUGUAAUGUUUUUUUUGUGAAUGUUCCAGUCAAUGUUUGAGUUAAUGGAACUGUACAGAGAUUACUCACUCAAGAAGUAGUUCCUAAUUUGCCUUACAGUUUAUAAGCUGCUAUCGGGCCUGCAGUUGUAGGAUAAAACAGUUGUUCUGCCAAAUGAUUAGUAUGUCUUUGUGUUAGUCAUGAUGGUUCUUUGCUUUCUGAAAAAGCAAAGUGCUGAAAAGAAGUACUAGAAAAAGCAUACGCACACUUCUAUUUGAAUAUGGAACUUUUUGUGCUAAAUAAACGUAUAUU
Molecule: messenger RNA, 1442 nt
Organism: Gavia stellata (red-throated loon)
Lineage: Eukaryota; Metazoa; Chordata; Aves; Gaviiformes; Gaviidae
Gene: QDPR
Product: quinoid dihydropteridine reductase
Exons: 7
Coding region: 1-717 (238 amino acids)
Biological process (GO): L-phenylalanine catabolic process; tetrahydrobiopterin biosynthetic process
Cellular component (GO): cytoplasm
Molecular function (GO): NADH binding; NADPH binding; 6,7-dihydropteridine reductase activity
Source: RefSeq, a predicted model, not a curated record